Messenger RNA from Penicillium odoratum, 237 nucleotides. RefSeq lists its product as uncharacterized. The transcript is spliced from 2 exons. The record is from RefSeq and is a predicted model, not a curated record. Lineage: Eukaryota; Fungi; Ascomycota; Eurotiomycetes; Eurotiales; Aspergillaceae. Bases 1 to 237 code for a protein of 78 amino acids.
AUGGCAAGCCGACGUUUGGUGGUUUCUUGCAUCACAAUAAUCAACAGUGGCGAAAGUGCUACUUUGAGUGAGGAGCCGGCUUUUAGUGAGGGCAUCAGUGAGACAACUACAGACCUUGGCAGCUCAAUACCGAAACGAAGCAAAUGGAUUGAUCGACGAAAGCCAACCGACUACAUUCUAUGCAGUCUCAACUGGCGAUCAAAGAAGCCAUCUCAGUGCCGUAGUGAGGCCUGGUGA